GUUUUAGUACCAAAUCCCAAGCAACCAAACUAAUCUGUUUUAAAGCAGAUAUUUUCGUCAAGAGUUGAUUUUAAAUGAUUGACGACAGGAUUGGCUUGGGUUUCGUCCUCAACUUGUAACGAACCACCGCUAAUUAUACAGAUGGCAACCCAGUAUGUGACCAAGAUUGAGCUCGCCAUAUCCUGCAAGAACCUUCUUGACAAAGAUGUUGGCUCAAAGUCAGACCCUCUGUGUGUUCUGCUGCAGAGCGCGGGGGACGACAAAUGGACCGAGGUGGACCGCACAGAGACAGUGGUUAACUGCCAGGACCCGGAGUUUUCCAAAAGACUGUGCAUUGACUACUACUUCGAGAGGGUGCAAAAACUAAAGCUGUGCAUCUACGACAUCGACAACAAAUCUGUCGACCUGAAAGAUGACGACUUCUUGGGGGGGUUCGAAUGUACCCUUGGCCAGGUUGUGUCUAAUAAGAAGAUUACCAACCCCCUUCAGCUUAAACCAGGCAAACCUGCAGGCAAAGGCACAAUAACGAUUGUGGCAGAAGAAGUGAAGGACAACCGAGCGAUUGUGAUGGAAGUAGAAGCCAGGAACCUGGACAAGAAGGAUUUGUUUGGCAAAUCCGAUCCUUUCCUGGAGUUCUUCAAGCAGGCUGAUGAUGGCUCAUGGCAGUUGGUUCACAGGACUGAGGUCAUUAAGAACAAUUUAAACCCAUCCUGGAAGAAAUUCUCAGUUUCCAUACAUACAUUCUGUAAUGCAGACCUGAACAAGCCUAUUAAGGUCCACUGCUCUGAUCAUGAUAACGAUGGCUCACACGAUCUCAUUGGCGUUUUUCAAACUAAAGUGGAUGAGCUUCUGAAAGUAGACAGUGGAUCUACGGUGGAGUUUGAGUGUAUUCACCCCGAGAAGAAGAAGAAGAAAAGCUAUAAGAAUUCCGGCGUUGUCCGUUUCAAAUCCUGCAAGAUAGAGACGCAGUAUACGUUCCUGGACUAUGUGAUGGGAGGUUGCCAAAUUAACAUCACGGUGGGUAUCGACUUCACCGGCUCAAACGGGGAUCCUCGUUCCAAAGACUCUUUGCACUACCUGAGUCCUGACGGGAUUAACCAGUACCUCAGUGCAAUCUGGUCUGUGGGCCUUGUGGUCCAGGAUUAUGAUGCGGAUAAAUUGUUUCCUGCUUUUGGGUUUGGUGCUCAGGUGCCUCCAAAUUUUGAGGUGUCCCAUGAGUUUCCUCUGAAUUUCAAUCCCAGUAAUCCUUACUGCAAAGGAGUGGAAGGCAUCAUACAGGCGUACCGCAGUGUUCUACCACAGCUGCGUCUCUACGGCCCAACUAAUUUUUCCCCCAUCAUCAACCAUGUGGCUCGUAUCGCUGCAGCAGCAGCUCAGCAGCCAAAUGCAGGGCAAUAUUUCGUGCUUUUGAUCAUAACUGAUGGAGAGAUUACUGAUCUGGACCAGACCAAGCAGGCCAUAGUCAACAGCUCGAAGCUCCCAAUGUCCAUCAUCAUUGUGGGUGUUGGUGAGGCAGACUUUAAGGCCAUGGAGGUACUCGACGGAGAUAAAGGUGUCCUUAAAUCUCCCACCGGAGAGCAAGUAUUAAGAGAUAUAGUCCAGUUUGUGGCUUAUAAAGACUUUGCCAAGGCUCCCAAAGAAGCUCUGGCCCAAAGUGUUCUUGCCGAAGUGCCUGGUCAGCUGGUGUCUUACUUCAAGAUGCGGAAUCUGAACCCGGUCAACCCCCCUGCUCCUAGGAAAUAAAGGAUCGGGAGGACCAUCAAGUUCAGGGGAGAAAAAAGAACAUUCAUGAAGACCUUUUUAUAUUAUGCAAUUUAAAUAAUGCAUGCCUUCAUUAACCAUAGUUUCUGCUAAUCUUUUCCCGCUGUUUCACUGUUCACACUUUCCCCCCAAUGUUAAAGCAAUCAUCAGUAUUGGUUUCUAUGCUGUGGAUUAUACACUUUUUUUAUUUUUUAUUAUUAUUGUUAUUUAGCCCCUUAAUCACGAUUCAAUUCAUGUAAAACACAUGUUCUUGUUAAACUCCUCUUAAAAUGUUUUGGUCUGUCUGUUCUUCCACUCUUGUGCAUCUUUGUGAUCUUUUGAUGACGUCAGGUUUUUGCAUCCACGGAUUCAGAUAAUUAAUGUCUUCGGCAUUCCAGCUCAAUUAGAAUGUUAAAUUUGCUGCUUUAAGGAAACGAUUACAUUAAAGUGCUCGGUUUCGAUCAUCAAUGCAGCUGUGGAUGUGCUGCUU
This is a messenger RNA of Clarias gariepinus (North African catfish), 2230 nucleotides long. It is a transcript of the gene cpne1, whose product is annotated as copine I. The transcript is spliced from 17 exons. Gene Ontology annotation, biological process: positive regulation of tumor necrosis factor-mediated signaling pathway; cellular response to calcium ion; regulation of canonical NF-kappaB signal transduction. The record is from RefSeq and is a predicted model, not a curated record. Lineage: Eukaryota; Metazoa; Chordata; Actinopteri; Siluriformes; Clariidae. Gene Ontology annotation, molecular function: calcium-dependent phospholipid binding. The coding region runs from base 142 to 1743 and encodes 533 amino acids. Gene Ontology annotation, cellular component: plasma membrane.